Messenger RNA from Ananas comosus (pineapple), 1156 nucleotides. Its product is annotated as MADS-box transcription factor 50-like. Gene Ontology annotation, cellular component: nucleus. Gene Ontology annotation, biological process: positive regulation of transcription by RNA polymerase II. Bases 236 to 877 code for a protein of 213 amino acids. The record is from RefSeq and is a predicted model, not a curated record. The transcript is spliced from 8 exons. Gene Ontology annotation, molecular function: protein dimerization activity; RNA polymerase II cis-regulatory region sequence-specific DNA binding; DNA-binding transcription factor activity, RNA polymerase II-specific. NCBI's taxonomy places the organism in Eukaryota, Viridiplantae, Streptophyta, Magnoliopsida, Poales, Bromeliaceae.
ACUUUCUUUUUCUCUUUACUUCAACCGGAAUGGAAUGGCUCCCUUUUUUCCCCCAUUACCCCUCGCCCUCUUCUUCUAUUUCGACGAAUAAGGAAAAAAAGGUCCCCUCUCCCUGCGCUUCCAAAUAAAGAGGGCUCUUUUUGUGGGGUGAGAACAAUAAUACCCAGUCACUGUAUCUUCUCCUCUUUUUUCUCUCUCUCUCUUUUUUCCAUAUUUGAAAAGAAGAAGAAGAAGGAUGGUGAGGGGGAAGACGGAGAUGAAGAGAAUAGAGAACGCGACGAGCCGGCAGGUGACCUUCUCGAAGCGCCGCAACGGCCUGCUGAAGAAGGCGUUCGAGCUCUCCGUGCUCUGCGACGCCGAGGUCGCCGUCAUCGUCUUCUCCCCAAAAGGAAAGCUCUACGAAUUCGGCAGCGCCAGCAUGCAGAAAACGAUCGACCGCUAUAGAACAUACUCAAAAAACGAUUGUGAUAAGGGAGCAGUAGAGCAAAAUAUACAGCAAUUGAAGUUUCAAAUUACAAUCAUGUCGAAGAAGCUUGAAUCUCUUGAAGCCUCCAAAAAGAAGCUUCUAGGUGAAAAUUUAGAUUCGUGUUGUGUUGAAGAGCUGCAUGAAUUGGAAAGUACCAUCGAGAAGAGCCUGCAUAGAAUCAGAGGAAGAAAGAUAAAGUUCCUGGAAGAGCAGAUUGCACAGCUUAAAGAGAAGCAGGAGAAAAUGUUGCAAAAGAAGAAUGAAGCAUUACGCGAACAGUGCAUGUUUCAGAAUCAGGUACCGUUAGCUACACUCAGGGAUGUUGCCCCACACAGAGACGCCGCGAAUCACCCUAUGGACGUGGAGACCGAGCUGUGUAUAGGAUGGCCGAGAACGCGAGAGGAGCCAUGAAAGACUGCGAGACUAGGUCACAAAUACCACAUUCACCAAUGCUUCAAGAAAAAAAAAAAACAACAAAAUAUUGUUACAGACCGGUGCUGAAUAAUCAGCCAGGGUAAUUCGCUAAGUUAUGCUGUUGUGUAGCCUAAUUAAUUGUGGCAGAGGAAAUGAAUAACAAUAAUGUUGUAUAUGCUUACAUAUUCUUAGAAGAUGCAUGUCUUCGUUCCGCCGAAUCGAGCCUGUAGCAGUUUAAUUCUCAUCAAAGCACUUUAAUUCUAAUUUAUCUCUCUA